Molecule: messenger RNA, 1956 nt
Organism: Coniosporium apollinis CBS 100218
Lineage: Eukaryota; Fungi; Ascomycota; Dothideomycetes
Exons: 2
Coding region: 1-1956 (651 amino acids)
Source: RefSeq, a predicted model, not a curated record
AUGCGUUCCUUUAUCCAGGUUGUUGCCGCAGUAUCGGCCAUUGUCUCAGCCUUCCAUGGAGGAUACGAAUUGAUCAACCGCAUCAAGGGGAGGAGAAAGGGCAAAAGAAAAGCAGCACAGGCGUCGAAAGAGGAGAAUUUACAGGAGUCUCUCCAGGAGGGCGAGAGUACGGUUCGAAAGCGCUUUGACGACGGUUGUCAACAGCUCGGCGUGCCGUUUAUGACCGGUGACGACAUUGCUCGGGAACGCCUAUAUCACAUCGCGGUCGUGAUGCAAGCAGAGAUCAUCCGGAGCUUGCAGCUCGCUGCGGAGUUCCAGAACAUCAUGGUCAACCUAACAGUCCUGCGAGACGCCUCCGUUCUCAACCGCCAAGAUACACUCAACACACUCGGGGAGCUUCGGCAACGCAUCCUUGAGAGCUUGCCCGUCGAGCGCCCUUUCGCUGUCAGUUUACAACUACCUCGUAUGCGAAGGGCACCAUCGCCUGAAUCGAUCCAGAUGCGAAGGGAACCGUUGAUGGAAUCGAUCCGGACAUUCAUGACCGCGCAGAUCGCGCCGGACUACAUUCCUCCAGCUAUCACCAUAACCGCAGCGCCAGACACAAGAAGCGAAAGCGGGAUCACUCGUUUCCUAUCGAGCAGGCGUGCAGCUACCUCAAGGAAUGCUUUGCCGAACGCUCCAACCCAGCUAUAUUUCGCAUCAACUUUCGAACAUCUCCGUUCAAUCUUCCAGCAGCAGGAACCCAGCUUCGAAGAACCAGUCUUCCGCCAGCUUGGGCGACUGCAGAUCGAGAAUGAACCACAAGGCUGGGCCGGAGCCCCAUGGAACGCCUCAAUCUCAACAGGUAGUGCAGAGUCGAAUCUCUCCUACAGUGGUGCGUCCGUCAGCAGCGUUGAGACUCUCAGCACUCCAUCUCUACGAAGCAGCAGCACACCGUCGACGUCAGGGAUCAGUACUGCCACCAGCCCUGAUGGAUUGCCUCCGGGCCUUCCGGUUUCCGUCCAGCUCCAGAGACCUACCUACUCCCGCCCUCCGCCCCUGACCCAAUCCAUAAGUUGGUCACAGCCGAACCAAUCCCACCAACCACGCCCCUGCAAGAAAAAUAACUACUGGGGCUUCUGCAAAGGUGCCUGGGCGACGCGCGUGUCUCCCAACGAAGGUCUGACCAUCAAGAACCGCCUGGAAGGCUAUAGCGCGCGAGCACCCCCCUUCGACUUCGCCAUGGAGAAAAAGCCAGAAAGAUACUACGGCCAGUCGUCGUUCCUGAAGUGCAGGUACUGCGAGUUCCACAGCGCCUCUUACAAGCGGACGUUAAGGAGCGUCGAUCCAACCGUGCAGACCUCCCCCUGCGGCAUCCGCUACCGUUGGAUCUUCCUGGCCAAGAGUCACAUCAAGGCGAGCAGGGCGUCCCAGGCGGCAAGCCCGAAUUACGGCUGUAUGAUCUGCUGCGCCGAGGGCCGUGACACGAUUGUGUUUGGCAAUCCGGAGACGCUGAUGAAUCACAUUUACCUUGAGCACAGGCGGCAGAUGAGCGCGGAUAUGCAGUCGAGAAUGAAGAUUGUUUUCAAUCGGUGGGCGGAUGAGAAGGAUGACUGGGAUCUUAAUAUUCUCUUGGCGCUUAAGAUGGUGGCGGACGAGGAGAAUAUUGGGUCUUCCUGGCUCUCACAAGCUGAUAUGGACCUGAUGCUCGCUGCUUGUAGAGACCAUCCGAGUCGCACUACUUCCAGCCACACCGCGUCCAUGCACGCUGGGAGAUUGCUGGGUUGGCUUGCGUGUGCGAAACGGCCGCUGAAGUGGUCCGAGAUUCAGGCUGCUUGGGCCAUUAAUCCGGACGAUCCGACAGCUGACUUCGAGGACCGUAAACUCCUAGUUGGUCCAAAAGACCUUUGCGGGCAUCUUGUUACGGUUAAUUCAGAUGGAGUUGUCGGCCUAUCUCAUUCCAUCGUCAAAGAGUGA